GGACAGCCAGACGGACGGCACAAUGGCCCUGAGCACGCGGAUCCAGGCUGCCUGCCUCCUGCUCCUCCUCCUGGCCAGCGUGGCCAGUGUCUCAGUCCUUCCACACCAGACAGGACAGCUCACAGACCUCCGAGCCCAGGACACAGCUGGAGCCGAGGCAGGCCUGCAGCCCACGCUCCAGCUCCGGAGGCUAAGGAGGCGAGACACCCACUUCCCCAUCUGCAUAUUCUGCUGUGGCUGCUGUAAAACACCGAAGUGUGGGUUCUGCUGCAGGACGUAGA
Messenger RNA from Canis lupus familiaris (dog), 281 nucleotides. RefSeq names its product hepcidin antimicrobial peptide (gene HAMP). Gene Ontology annotation, cellular component: extracellular region. Lineage: Eukaryota; Metazoa; Chordata; Mammalia; Carnivora; Canidae. The record is from RefSeq and is marked provisional. Gene Ontology annotation, biological process: intracellular iron ion homeostasis.